Oryza brachyantha (malo sina) is the source of this 1153-nucleotide messenger RNA. RefSeq names its product PRA1 family protein A1. The record is from RefSeq and is a predicted model, not a curated record. The transcript has 8 exons. Gene Ontology annotation, cellular component: membrane. Bases 217 to 846 code for a protein of 209 amino acids. NCBI's taxonomy places the organism in Eukaryota, Viridiplantae, Streptophyta, Magnoliopsida, Poales, Poaceae.
CCCCUCCUCCGCACGCCUCCACGGUGGUCCAAAAUCCCCCAAAACCGAACGGAAAGAGGGGGAGGAAAAAGGAAAAGAGCUCUCGCCGUCUCGCCUCUCGCGCACGCAGGCACGCACGACCGAGCCAGCCGCCCAUCCGUCCCGCCGCCGCUCCCUGCAAUCUACAGGCCCCGCUCCUCGCGCUCUCGCUAGGGUUCGGAGGGGGAUCGCCCGGCGAUGGACUGGAGCGCGGUGACGGCGGAGGACCUGGUGGACGCACUGCGGGAGGUGGACUGGUCCACGCCGCCGCGACCCGUGCCGGAGUUCUUCUCCCGCUUCACCGUCCCCCGCUCCUACUCCAAGUGGACCAGCCGCCUCAAGUGCAAUCUCUACUACUACAGGACAAACUACUUCAUUUUGAUCAUGUUCAUCCUUGGGAUAGGCUUCAUUUGGAAGCCGGUUGCUAUACUUGCAGCCUUUAUGACUGGAGUCAGCAUUGCAUUUCUUAAUGACAGCUUUGCAGUCACUUUCAAUGAGAAAGUCACAAGGACUGUCAGACAAUUUUCACCACAUUUAGCUGCAAAAAUGAGACCACCAAUAACACCUGUUCUUCGUGGUCGACCAAGUUCAAAGAGGUCGAUUCAUAUUUGCGGGCGACCUCGGUGGCUAUUUGUGUUGUUAUUUUCUGCAGUUAGUUGCAUGCUUUGGUUGACUUCCUGCAGUCUCCUCACAGUUCUAUGGGCCCUUUUAAUCGCUUUAUUUGCAACUCUGCUUCAUGCCAGCUUCAGAACACCUAAUCUGAAAGCACGUCUGAAUACAUUCAGAGAAGAAUUCCGAGCUGUUUGGAGGAAUUAUAGCGAGCUUUAAGAUCCCUAUGUUCAUGUGGUAAGAAGUGCCUAGUGCUGAAACUUCCCUGCUGUUUGUGGAUUGUGUUUGUGGGAGAUAACGAGAUAUGAACCAUGGUGACAGGCAGCUGCGCUGCAUUGUUACUUGCUCGUUUUGGAGGUGGACCUGGACUGGCUCAGUAGAUGAUGAUGCUACACUUGGUAUGCAGCCUUCCAGGUCACAAUUACUGUUCACUUGGACUUCUCCCUAACCAAACAUUGGAGAAAGAACAGCAUGUAAAGGAUGUAAACAAUAUUCUAACCAACGCAGCAUAUAUUGUUUGUUGAAA